Saprolegnia diclina VS20 is the source of this 1083-nucleotide messenger RNA. RefSeq lists its product as hypothetical. Lineage: Eukaryota; Oomycota; Saprolegniomycetes; Saprolegniales; Saprolegniaceae. The coding region runs from base 21 to 1001 and encodes 326 amino acids. The record is from RefSeq and is a predicted model, not a curated record. The transcript has a single exon.
UUGGCAUUUCCGCAUUGGCCAUGUUCUGCCUUCUCGACCCGCAAGCAACAGCCGCCGUCUCCAUUGACUACAGCGAGAUCGCGGCCGACCCAUCGCGGUUCCUCGCCAUCAUGGCCGAGCAAGGCUUUGCCGUUGUCACCAACGUCGUCGACGACGUUGCUUAUGCCGAAGGUCUCUGGGCCUCGGAUCUGCGCGCGAUUCUCGAUAUGACGCACAGCGCCGAGACGCGCGCGCUUGCAGAGGACCCGGUGCACACGUGGCCAGCCGACGUGCAACUGGGCCGGCCCGUGGAGCACGGCCUCGCUCAAGGCCAGCUCGCGUGGCACAUUCGACGCAGCCGCAAAAUUCGCCACUGCUACGAGAUCCUCCAUGGUACGAAGGAGCUUGUCGUUGGCACAGACAGCAUCAUGUUCAACCGGUCCCCGCCAAAGAAAUUGCGCCAACCGUGGGGCCAUGUCGAUUACCACCGGGACUUGAUUGCGCACGAGUGCUUCCAGUCGAUCGUGUAUCUCUGGGACACGAAUGACGAGUCGAGCACGACGGUCGUCUGGCCAGGAUCCCACCGCACGCAAUACGAGGCCGUCAUGGAUGGCAACCCGGUGCCACGGCUCUUUAGCCUCAUCCCCGAAGCGAUGGUGGACGAGUACCGAGCCAGCGCGUUCCGGGUUCGCGUCCCAAAAGGUGCCAUGAUUGUGUGGAACUCCAAGCUCGUGCAUCAGGGCUACGACUGGGGCCCGCGCCUCGCCGUGCCCGUGUGUUUUGAACCCGCGGCGCUCCGUCCCGAUAACGUUUGGGCAAAGAAGUGCGCGCUCGUGGCGUCCGGCGUCAGUGGCACCCAUUGGGCGGCUGUGUUCCACACGCAUUCGGCAACCAGAAAGCGGAAGAACGCCCCGCGCGGACCGAGCCAAGAGUUUGGGCGUGUCCGCCUUCUCCACCGCGCCCACUUGCACCUCUUGGACGACAACGGCCAGCUCAAACCAGAGUUUGCCGCGCUCUUGUAGUGCAAUGUACGAUCUAGUUGAAGCAGACAAGGCACCUCGUACUAGUAAUGGAAUACGGACUUGUUUUGUUUUGGGUUUUGCA